Dalotia coriaria is the source of this 886-nucleotide messenger RNA. Its product is annotated as chymotrypsin-2-like. The record is from RefSeq and is a predicted model, not a curated record. The transcript is spliced from 4 exons. Bases 14 to 886 code for a protein of 290 amino acids. Gene Ontology annotation, molecular function: serine-type endopeptidase activity. Gene Ontology annotation, biological process: proteolysis. NCBI's taxonomy places the organism in Eukaryota, Metazoa, Arthropoda, Insecta, Coleoptera, Staphylinidae.
UCACAUCGUCAACAUGGCAUUUCUUGUACUUUGUUUUCUUGCAUUUAUUGCACCACAUUUCAUUAAAUGCAAUGAUCGUAUUGUUGGCGGUGUUGAUGCUGAAGAAGGAAAGUACACCUAUCAAAUUUCGAUGAGAAUGCAUAAAACCUUUCAUUUUUGUGGCGGGUCAAUCCUAAAUGAAAAUUGGGUUUUAACUGCCGCGCACUGUGUCUACAAGCAAGAACCAGACAACAUGACAAUUGUUACCGGGUCCAAGUCCCUUAAGGAAGGUGGGGAUUCCUACGAAAUAGAAAAAUUGAUUCCACAUCAAAAGUAUAUCGAGCAAACAAUCAGUAACGACAUUGCUUUAGUAAAACUAAAAACACCGAUUUCAAUGAAUGACCAUGUGCAACCUAUUAAGUUGAGUACAUCUAGUCCUAAAAGUGGAGACAGUGUCGUUCUUACCGGCUGGGGUUUGACAAAAUAUCCAUUCCCUGAAAAUACGACAGUGCCAGUUCCGGACCAUUUACAAAUGGCUGAAUUAAAAGUAAUCGACACAUUUUCAUGCAACACUAAACUAUUGGUACCAACUGUAGUACUUCCCAACAUGCAAAUCUGCACUUUGACAAAACUAGGCCAAGGAGCUUGUAUGGGUGAUUCUGGUGGUCCGCUGGUUAAGGACGACGUACAAAUUGGUGUUGUAUCUUUUGGAGUGCCAUGUGCCAAAGAACGACCUGAUGUAUUUACUGAUGUUUCUGCUUACUUGGGCUGGAUAAAGAAAGAGACUGGAAUAGAUGUUGGCACGUCUACUAAUAGUUUUGGUAUCCCGCAAAUUGCAAGCAUAUUGAGUGGCUUUCCUUUCAGUGAUGCUGACUUGGAAGAAUACGUUGCUGAACCUGAACAAUAA